Messenger RNA from Aspergillus sclerotioniger CBS 115572, 1431 nucleotides. RefSeq names its product DUF3455 domain-containing protein. The coding region runs from base 477 to 1208 and encodes 243 amino acids. The transcript is spliced from 2 exons. Lineage: Eukaryota; Fungi; Ascomycota; Eurotiomycetes; Eurotiales; Aspergillaceae. The record is from RefSeq and is a predicted model, not a curated record.
CCGACGGGUUUCAUUCGAUCUUUCACCGACGUGGCUUUGCGAGGCUGCUCUGGUGUAGCUUUUCCGAGCGUUUACUGCCUUUUGUCUUGUUGUGCAGGAUCUUAGCAUACUGAGGCUUUUCCUUGUACGAAAUAUAAAAAAAGCCUUCUGCCUCGUUGCCUUCACUGCCCAGAUGGAGGCAGUGAGUCCAACAUCUGGUUUGCUGUGCGCCAACUGCACUCAUCCAAAUGGCAAAGACAGUCUGAGCCAUCAAGGCAGACUGGAUGGAUUAUUCCGUCUCCUCCCAGUGAAUCAACCAGUGAAUAGGAACAGGCGACAGCAUUGCCAGGAGGGUGUAUAAUUUCCUGUCUGGAUAUUUAUAACCUGCUCCUCCUCCUCCCCCUCACACAACCUGAUACCUCCACCCAUCCAUCACCUCAGUUCUAGAAACCAGACCAAUCCUUCUAGUAUCUCCCAUCUUCAACUCUCCUUUCACCAUGUACCUCAAUCACUUCCACUUCCCCUUCCCCCUCCCCCUCCUCCUUCCCCUCGUCCUCGCCACCGCCAACAACAUCCUCACCACCACCUCUGUCUUCACCACCACCAUCUCCACCCUCCAAGACCUCGACCUAACCUCCUGCUGCCUCAACCACACCAUCCUCAACCUCGAAUACAACCAAACCGCCCUCCCCUCCCCCUCCCCCAACCUCACCCUCCAACACGUCGCCCUCGGCCGAGGCGUCCAGAACUACACCUGCCCUUCCUCCCCCGCCAACGACACCGCCAAACCCACCUCCACCGGCGCCCUAGCCACCCUCUUCGACGCCUCAUGCAUCGUCUCCUCCGACCAGCGCCUCCUUCACCGAAUCCCAGCCUUCUUACAAAACGUCCCUCUCGAAACAUUAGACUUCUUCGCCUCCUUAGCUAGUCUAGCCGGUCCAGACAGUGCCAUUCUCGGCGAGCAUUACUUCUCUGCCUCCGCGAUGCCAUUCUUUGAUCUAAGACUAGGUGGAAAUGAUGAAUGGGCCGCUGCAAAGAAAGUCGCCAGUGUGGUUUCGCCUGUUGCGAGUAUGGAUGUCCCCUGGUUGAAGUUGGUGGCGGUUGAUGGGGUGGGGAUUAAGGAGGUCUAUCGGGUUUACACAGCUGGGGGAAUGAGUCCCGCUACGUGUGAGGGUAUGAAGAGCGAGUUUUCGGUUGAUUAUGCGGCCGAGUAUUGGUUUUAUGGGUGAUUGAUUGGUAUCUUCCCUUUCUCUUCUAUUCUUGAAUGUGGGUGAGGAUGAGGCUGGGCCUUGAAUUAUCGACAUCGACUUGGACUUUGACAGUCUGAGAUUGAGAAUGAGAAUGAGAGAGAGGUGCGAUUCGCGUGUGUUGCGUUCUUCUACUACUCCGUACUUCUCUAUUAAUCUAGAUACUAGAUAUAUAGAUAGAUAAGAGACAUGACAAUUAUCCCCC